Symbiodinium pilosum is the source of this 1296-nucleotide messenger RNA. Lineage: Eukaryota; Dinophyceae; Suessiales; Symbiodiniaceae. The record is from the annotation of a GenBank genome assembly.
AUGGGCCUUUUGUCCAACUUCCCCUUCAUGCUGGCGCCGGGCAUGGGGACCAACGCCUACUUCACCUUCAGUAUUGUCCUUGGUCGGGGCCUUCCAUGGCAAGCUGCUUUCGCAGCGGUCUUCGUGGCUGGUUGCCUCUUCACCGUGCUCAGUGUGACGGGCAUGCGAACGCUACUGAUCCGGCUCUUCCCCGAAGGCAUCAAAGAGGUCAUUGGUGCCGGAGUAGGGCUCUUCCUUACCUUCAUCGCCUUCCAGGGUGCGGAGGGCAUGGGCAUCUCCGUUGCGGAUCCUGCUACCUUGGUAACGCUGAAUUCGCUGAGCCCUUCAUCCUACGACUCCGCGAAAAUGUGGAUGAGCCUGGCGGUGCUCGUCGUCACAGCCACCUUGCUGGCAGCCAAGGUGCCGGGAGCUCCCUUGAUUGGAAUUGUCUUCGGCACCGUAGUGUGCUGGAUCGAGGGCUGGGUCAACGGCGUUGAAGGCUCUGUGUUCGGAUACCCCUUUGGCACCGCAGGUGACAGGUCUGCAAAGGACUUUCACAUCUUCGUGCCACACGGCCUUGUGGCACAGCCUUCGCUAGAUGGUCUCGCCGGUGCUCUCUGGGAAGGAUUCGACUGGGCCCUGAAUCCGGAGACCAGUGCUACGUUCUGGACUGCCGUGGCUACGUUCUGUUACACGGACCUCUUGGACUCCUCUGGCACAUUUUUCGCGGUUGCAAAGGUUGCAGGGCUCACAGACAGCCGGGGUAAUCUCCCCUUGGCCCGUCAGAACAUGGCAUACCUGGCAGACGCACUCUCCAUGUUGGUGGGUUCCAGUCUGGGGGUCUCCACGGUGAGUACCUUUGCCGAGUCCACGGCGGGGGUGGCCGACGGCGCCAAGACCGGCCUGGCCUCUUUGGUGACAGGAAGCUGCUUCCUACUUGCCAUCCCCUUUUCUCCGGUGGUCUCCGCGGUCCCACCACUGGCCUCCGGCCCCAUCUUGUGCUGCCUGGGCGCCAUGAUGUGCAGUUCCGUGCGUGGCGUGAACUGGGAUGAUUUCCAGGAGUCUCUUCCUGCCUUCGUGGCCAUGAUCACCAUGCCCUUCACAUUCAGCAUUGGCUAUGGCAUCAUCGCCGGCCUUGGGCUGUGGAUCUCCAUUCAAGUUCUGCUGGCCCCUCUGCGGCUGUACCGUGGGGAGAGCCCCCUGGUGCGAGUUCGCUUGCUUUGGGCUUCCGCCUGGGUUGAGAGCAACGACGAGCUGGAGGAUGGCAAGGGGACGCCCAGCACCAUUACACCCAGCCAGUCGUCCGAGCAGGUCUAA